ACGUCGGGCACGCGCGCGAUUAAGAUGGAGGAAGGUGGGAGAGGCGUUCGUGCUCAACCUGCUGUCCACGCUGGCGAGCUAGACAGAUAGAUGGGAAGGCGAAACACAGCCCGACCGACGACUGGGACACCAACGCGGGGUAUGGGUGGACGCGGGACGGGAGGUGUCUGACGGCCACACAGGAGCGACACACAGAGCCGCACAAGAGACAAGACACUCAGCGAGCGUGUGUGGGCGGCACGCGCGCGGACGCUGCCCUGGUUAGUCAGGAGGCAGUCACGAGGUCGUCAUUGGCUAGGCGAGCGUGGGGGUCACAAACACGCUCCCAAUCACCACGCACCUCAAGCUGCCCUCGCACCCCGGCAACAACCUCUGCCUGUCGCGGCUGCGCCCGCGCGGCGUGUGCUGCGCCUACUCGGGCGUCGGCAUGGGCGUGGUGCACCAAGGCGCGCCGGGCAGGUCGUGGACGGUCGAGGAGACCCACCCGUACAUGCUUUUCCUGCAGCGCUGGUGGCUGACGGGGCAGGCCGUCUGGCGCGGCUACAGCGUUCUCUCGCUCGACACGGACCUCCACCUCUCCACCAACCCGCUGGCGAUGCUGCGCGCGCCGCCGUACUCCACCUUCGACGCCCUCAUGCAGCUCGACUCGGCGUGGGCGGUGCAAGGCGACUCCGAGGGCCAGUGCGAAGCCACGGCCCCCCUGUCGCCAGUCGCUUGGGGCGUGGGUAGGGCUCCCCUGUCGCCAGUCGCUUGGGGCGUGGGUAGGGCUCCCCUGUCGCCAGUCGCUUGGGGCGUGGGGCUCGCGUCUUGGGAGGGAGGCCCCCUGCCCACUACCACAGGCGCCGUCGACCCGCACGCCGACGUGCAGUACCCUACCAUCCCGGCGCCGUCGACCCGCACGCGGUAUGGGCGCAAGACGUGGUAA
This is a messenger RNA of Emiliania huxleyi CCMP1516, 925 nucleotides long. RefSeq lists its product as hypothetical. The transcript is spliced from 12 exons. The record is from RefSeq and is a predicted model, not a curated record. NCBI's taxonomy places the organism in Eukaryota, Haptophyta, Isochrysidales, Noelaerhabdaceae. Bases 428 to 925 code for a protein of 165 amino acids.